This is a messenger RNA of Fusarium keratoplasticum, 768 nucleotides long. RefSeq names its product C2H2-type domain-containing protein. The transcript has 2 exons. NCBI's taxonomy places the organism in Eukaryota, Fungi, Ascomycota, Sordariomycetes, Hypocreales, Nectriaceae. The coding region runs from base 1 to 768 and encodes 255 amino acids. The record is from RefSeq and is a predicted model, not a curated record.
AUGAAGCGCUCACGAGAGCUCCAAGAAGAGCUAGAUUCGGACUCCGAAACUGCAGGUACCCAGCCCACCAUCCGCCCGGUUUUCAAGGUCACCCAGCUCGACUCUGCCAUCGACGACGAGCUCGACUCAUUCGCCAUGAGAUGCAAUUUGCCGCCACACAGAGAGCCUCUGGCCUUCAAGACCUACGACGAGUACGAGGUUCACUACAACAAGUCUCACACAAAUCGAUGCCUCGAGUGCCGCAAGAACUUUCCCAGCGAGCAUCUGCUCAACGUCCACAUUGAAGAAUGCCAUGACCCGUUGGUGACUGUCAAGCGGGAAAAGGGGGAGCAUACUUACUCCUGCUUCGUGGAAGGCUGUGAGCGCAAGUGCAUGACACACCAGAAGCGACGGAUGCACCUCAUCGACAAGCACAUGUACCCGAAGAACUUCUUCUUCGCCGUCACAAGAGAUGGCAUCGACGGUAGGAGGUCCCUCUUAAACGACGGCAGUCACCACCGCCGCCGAUCUUCAACCAACUCGCAAGUCACAAAGGGCUCUCGGCGCCGCGCAAGUCUUCUCGAGGCCGAGGGCGCAAAUUCACAGCAGGAACCCAAGUCACCAAAGACACCAAAGUCACCAAAGGCACAGAAGGAGGAGAAGAAGCCAGACAGCGACAAGUCCCCAGACACGGAGAUGGCGGAUCUUGCGGGCGCCAUGUCGUCGCUGAGCUUUGUCCCCCCAAGCAUCCGGUUCGGACGCGGGAGGGCAGGCUUCUCCAAGAGAUAG